AUGUCCCUGCUGAAGAUUACACACCAUCCUCCACUGAGGCUCCUGGGCUGCAUCCACCAGCCCCUCUUCCCUUUCAUCACUCCGUUCACCGUCCCCAGCAGAACUCUCAUCCAGAGCGGAUACCGGCGGCCGGGCAAGCCAAGAGAGGACCAGUUUCCGUGGCAGAAGAUCAAGUUUGACUUGUCAAAGGGUCUGCAAGGGAUAAAGAAUCACUUCACGCUGCUGAAGAAUGAGUUCCUGGGACGCUGGGUUGGACCGGAGGGCAAGCCCAUCCUCGAACACAUGUUGGAGCAGAACAGGGUGGUAUGGGAGUUUAGAGGUCCGGAGAGCCUGCAGAAUUGGACAGUGUCCUCAGAUGAAGAGAUAGGAGGCCAAAGCCGGGUCUACCUGAAGCUUGGAAAGAACGACAACACGUGUUUUCUGUAUGGGACCCUGGGAUCGAGUCCCCCGAAGGACGGGCUAACUCGCUACAGUGGAUACUGCACAAUGCGCUCAAAGCAACUGCUGGCUUCAUUUGACAGGAAAAAGCACCACGACUGGUCCAGUUUCAACACCCUGCAUUUGCGGAUCCGUGGCGACGGCCGCCCGUGGAUGGUCAACAUCACGGCAGAGACGUACUUUUCCCACCAAAAAGACGACAUAUACAGUUAUUUCCUCUACACCAGAGGGGGGCCCUACUGGCAAGACGUAAAGAUACCUUUCUCCAAGUUCUUCCUCACACAUCGAGGGAGAAUACAGGACGACCAGCAUCCCCUCUGGCUCGACAAGAUUAACACCAUCGGCUUUACCCUGGGAGACAAAGCAGAUGGGCCGUUCCAACUUGAGAUCGAUUACAUCGGUGUCUGCAAAGACUAUGCACAUACUGAGGACUUCGCUUACGAGGUUUACAAGAGGAAUCCGGAAGUAUGA
Molecule: messenger RNA, 909 nt
Organism: Menidia menidia (Atlantic silverside)
Lineage: Eukaryota; Metazoa; Chordata; Actinopteri; Atheriniformes; Atherinopsidae
Source: the annotation of a GenBank genome assembly